Aedes albopictus (Asian tiger mosquito) is the source of this 1954-nucleotide messenger RNA. RefSeq lists its product as uncharacterized. Gene Ontology annotation, molecular function: protein binding. The record is from RefSeq and is a predicted model, not a curated record. The transcript has 3 exons. Lineage: Eukaryota; Metazoa; Arthropoda; Insecta; Diptera; Culicidae. The coding region runs from base 55 to 1776 and encodes 573 amino acids.
UUGGCUUCGUGUUGUUUUAAAACCGAAAAAGUAAAUAAAGUAACUCCAAUUACAAUGGAUCUAAGCCAUAACGAAAUCAAAAAGCAGUGCUACGAGGAGAUUGCCAAAAUGGUUGGGCGCGGUCCUCCGGGAAAACCGGUUAAUGUGGACUCGUUGGGCCAUAUGCUGCAGCUGCUGGUAGAAAAUCCCCAGCUUCUGGCGGAGGAUGCAGACAUUCGCACGUAUCGAUCUUAUGUGGACACCAAUGGGCACUGUUAUUCGAAUCUGCAGUACAUCGACGCGCCAAAGUGUUCGGUUCGGGCGGCCGAGCUUCGCCGGGCCGGCAAUCAGCUGUACGCGAAGAAACUGUUCGAGAUCGCCCUCAGAAAGUAUAACGAAAGUAUCUGUGCAGCUCCGAACGCGUCGAAGGAUUUGGCCAUCGGAUACGCUAAUCGGUCAGCGAUCUAUUAUGAACAAGGGCUAUAUGACGUAGCGCUGGCGAACAUUGUCCUGGCCAAAAAGAACAACUACCCGGAGGAGUUGAUGCCGAAGCUGUUGAGUCGGGAAGCCAACUGUCGCUCGAAGCUCGAGGAUGUUCGAAUCCCCCUGGUGGAGGCCAGCUUGGAGCUCAAUCCGAAAAUACCUUUCCUUGCCAAAUGUAUUCAGGGCCGCAUGGAUCCCGCCCAGGGUCCCAUCAUGGUUGCCAAGCGGGAUUUCAAAGCCGGAGACGUUAUCCUGCGGGAGAAACCGAUGGUUGCCUGCGUCGCUUGGGAAAAUGUGUUCGGCCGGUGCAAUUACUGCAUUUCGACCAACCUGUCCCAUUUCAUCCCGUGCCGGAAUUGCACGACGGCAAUGUUCUGCGACGAAGAAUGCAUGCGCAAGGGCCAAAGCGUGCAUCGCUUCGAGUGUGGUGUCUGCGCGGGACUUAGCAGGAUGUUCGAUUUCUGGUUGGGACCUCGGUUGUUCUUCCACGGAUUGUCGCUCUUCAACGACGACGUUACACGGAUGAUGAAAUUCUGCAAGAAAUUUCAAGGCAACAUAGAUUCGUGUUUCUACAACUUGGACUAUUCCAAGUACAGUCCGCUUGACGAGUUCAGGACAUUUCUGACGGCCAAAUCCCGGCGUUUCGAGAAACCCCUCUAUGAUAACAUCAUUCAGCUUAACGCUGCCAUUUUCUUUGACAUGUACAUGAAGGUUCCGUUGGUUCAAUCACUCAUCGCGACCGAAGAGCAGAAAGAUUUCAUGCAGCAGUGCUUCGUCGACUAUCAGAUUCAGAAACGGAAUUUGGCCUUCCGGCAGACCAGUAACGGCCAUUUGUACCCGAUUGCAUCGUGCUUUGGCCACUCGUGCGAUCCCAACACGGUGCUCCUGAAUGAGUUGGGAAACGAGCUGAAGAUGAUCGUGCUGCGUCCCAUCCGCCGCGGUGAACAGAUCCAUUUCUCCUAUGGUCCCACAUAUGAACAGGAUGCCGAACAGCACGAAGACCAAUUGCUAUCACUGGGAUUUGACUGCUUGUGCGACUGGUGUCACGUCGAAAAGCGUUACGAAUGGAUGGCCAAGUUUACGCAACCGAGCUGUUUCGAUGCGGGCCAUUGGGCGGUCGUGAAGAAGCUUAUCAAUGACGAAGAACAGAGUUGCGCCGACAAAAUGAACGCUCUGCAGCAGUUCAUUCAGCGGUAUGGAUUCAGUCAUCCCCAGCAUGACUUUGCAAACGUGCUGCUCGUUUACAGGCAAGCGCUCACGGAUGUGCAUACCGCACAGAUGACCCUAGCAAUGAGACGGAAAAUUUGCAGCUAGAUCGAAUAUGUUAGAUGUACCAGUUGACCUUAUUCAUCAUUUUAAACUUACUUUGUUUCAUCUCUGUUCGCAAUGAAUUCGAAGACAUUUUUAGUUAUGACAUGUUUUAUUAACAGAAUACCAGAAAACCAAAUAAAUGCAAACCGUUUUACAAAUAAACCAUAUUUGAUUGAUUUGG